CUUGUCCAGGUCCCUCUGGAUGGCAUGCUGUUCAUCAGGCAUGUCAACCACACCACUCAGCUUGGUGUCAUCUUCAAACUUGCCGAGCAUUCACUCAAACCCACUGUGUCAUUGGUGAAGAUAUUAAACAGUACUGGUCCCAGUAUGGACCCCUGAGGGACACUGCUUGUCACUGAUCUCCAUCAGGAUGAUUCAUCAAGGAGAGCUUUUGGAUCAACCAGGAAACCAAAGACUUAAGCCCAGGUUGUCACUUUUUCCUGGGUGGUUCUUCAUUUAGAGGGUGAUUCAUUGGUCAGAGCAAACUGUUCCAGACCUGUUUCUUGUCUGCACGUGCUGCCCAGGAGUGGAGUGAAAUCGCCCUGUAGCCCCACAGGAGAGAUGGUUGAAGUAUCCACCCUUCUCCAUGCUCAGCUCCUAAGAUGACUUCUGCCACAGACAUGAUGGACAGGCUGAAAACUGCUCUUCAUGGCUUAAAUGGACAUCAAAGCACGUCUCUCUGCUGGAAUGUACGUCCCCGGAUGAUUUGAUCCUUCAUGAACUAACUUCCAAGAAAAAAGAAAUAAACACCCUCUUCUUUCUACAAUUUGCUUGCUUUAAUUUAUGGCUUGCUCCCACACAGAAUACCUAAGUUUUAAUGCUGAUAUUGCUCCCCUCCAAGUCUUCUGGUAAGCGAAAUGGCAAUGGCCCGUCUUCCUUAAACUCGGUGAGAGAGGUUAGCAUCAGGUUACGGAGAGGUGGAAGACUUGGAAGCACUGUGAGAAGGCUAAGGGAAAUACCUGGCUUUGCCUUUUUUAAGCUCAUUUGGGGGAAACAAAGCUUCUUUCCUUAUGGAUGGAGGUAGUGGAGUCGGUAUGUUCAGCCUAAGCCCAAGGUAGCAGCUGGCGGGCACCUGCAGCACCCUUUCCUUUUUGCCUUACAUUGGACCCUACGUCAUCCUUGGUCAGUGGCGACGGCAGAACCUGGGCAGGAAAGAUGGUCGUCGUACGGAGGAGGAAUGUGAAAGUCUUUACCUUUGCCUUUUUGCUCAUCACGGUGACGUCAUUUCUACUGAACUACACGCACCAGGUGACCACGACCACCUGGGAUCCGAGACAUCUCGUCAUGCAGUUUUCUGAGCAAGUCCAAAAACUUUUCAAGUACCCCAGGAGACCCUGCAGCUGUCGCUCGUGCAUUUCUGAGCUGGGACAUUCCCUCUGGUUCGAUCAGAGAUUUAAUUCAACUAUGCAACCUUUCUUGACCUCACAAAAUGCCUUGAUCCCAGAAGACAGCUACAGGUGGUGGCUGAAAUUGCAAGGGGAGAAAACUCCGAAGAACAUUAAUGCUACUCUGAAGGAAUUGUUUGAGUUCAUUCCCGGGGAUGGGGAUCCACUGCAGGAGCGAGGCACUUCCACGUGCAGACGGUGUGCCGUAGUGGGUAACUCUGGAAACCUUCUGCAGUCUCAGUAUGGUCAAGAUAUUGACUCCCAUGACUUUGUGCUCAGAAUGAACCGUGCCCCCACCACUGGCUACGAAUCAGAUGUUGGAAGCAAGACCACUCACCACUUCGUUUACCCUGAGAGCUACAAAGAGCUGGCAGAAAAUGUGAGCAUGAUCCUGAUCCCCUUCAAAACCCUGGACCUGCGCUGGAUUGUCACCGCUCUCACCACAGGCACCAUCAACUUCACAUAUGUUCCAGUUCCACGGAAAAUCAAAGUCAAAAAAGAAAAGAUCCUCAUUUACAAUCCAACUUUUAUGAAAUACGUCUAUGAAAAUUGGCUCCAGCAUCAUGGGAGAUACCCCUCCACGGGCCUUCUGUCUUUGAUAUUUGCACUCCACGUAUGCGAUGAGGUGAAUGUGUAUGGUUUUGGAGCAGACAGCAGAGGGCAUUGGCAUCAUUACUGGGAAAACAAUGGUUCAGCUGGGGCUUUCCGGAAGACAGGUGUCCAUGAUGGGGAUUUUGAGUUCAACGUAACUUUGACUCUUGCCUCCAUUGAAAAAAUCAAUUUUUUCAAGGGCAGAUGACCCUGACCACAGAGAGAAGUGGGGGCUGCAGUUUCCAACAUGCGGCAGAACGAAGCCCAAUGAAGAUGAUCUGGGCACCAGCCAGGUUUGAACGUGUGAAUCUGCGAUGAAUUCGGAGCAUCUCGCUGCUGCAAUGGCCACCGCAGGGAGCUCAGCCAAGGACCGGCUUCCACACUGCACGUGAUUUCCAAUCUCCAGAUACCUGGGAUCUACCAGUCAGUUGUGGGAAUAAAUGAAUCUCUGCUUUGGCUCUAUGGCUUGAUUUCUGAAUUACUGAUGAAAGAUCUGCCUGUUGCUAUUAGGGGAAAGCUGGGCACAGGAACUGCUGUUUGUGUGUCUGUUCUUUCCUCAAAUAGGCAGGAGAUCCUUGAAGAGGAGUCAAAACAACUUCUGGGACUUAAGACCAGCUAGGGCAGCUCUGAACACCAUAGUAAGGAUUACCUCAAAGAAAUGAAUUCACUUCUGCUGUUGAUCUUUUUGAACUGUCUCUUCUAUUUCGUUUAUUAUUUCUGGUUUCAUGCUGUAUUAAGCAAAAACGUGAUGAAGUUGCCUGGAGUAGUACAUUUUUCAGCCAUUGCUUCAUUCCGCAUUGAUAGUGUCUAGAAAAUAUGUAUCAAAUCGUCUCUGAUCAUAUAUUAUUUAAUAUUGCUUCCUAUACAGCCAUAAUGAGAGAGAAAACAAUACUGAAAACUCCGGCAAAAAAAUGGCCUUUUUAGCCACUUGUUUGUUUGUCUUGUUUGGUUAUAUAUGAUUUUUUUCUUUUUGGUGGAAAAUACUCUGGAAUGUUUAUUUUCAUUUAAUCAGUUUAAGGUUGCAAAGUGGACUUUUUUCUUUCAGUCAUUUAUAUGUGCCUUUAUAUUUGUGCAACAGACGUGAUUUUUUUUUAAAGAUGACAAACCCUAAAUUAAACUUUUUUAUAAAAGGGGGAAAAAUUAACCAAAGUGUAGCCUCCAUGUGGUAUACUUUUGUAGUCAAAACCAAUAAUAACAGCUCCUAUAUUGUAUUUGAGCAAACACAAACAAUACUAAUUUUUAAAGGUAACUUUUACCUUUUUUUAUGGGAAAAUAUCCAAAAGUUCCAGGGAAACAUUUCCUCUUAUUUUUUUACAAAUUUAGAAAGUGGUAACUCUUUGCAAAGUCUUUAUUUGAAAUUGAAGAACUAUUAUGGGUUGGAUAUUAGUUAAUCAUACAAAAUGAAUCUUUUGCCCUGUAGCAGCAUCUACAAGGACACAAUCUACGCAAGCUAAUCCUACAGUGUAAGCCAGACUUCAAAAUUAUGUGCAUCUCUGGAGGAUGAGAGUAUUAUGUGAGUACCUCUAGGCAGUGAGAGGAGGGAAGUGACAGUGAAGAUUUUAUAUCCACAGAUUUUUGCUGGAAUUAGCACAUUUAAUAUCCAAGGACAGAUAAAGUAUGAAUCCAAGAACAAUGUUCAGGUGCUGAAGAAUGGAGAACAGUUUUAUUUUCCUUCCUGAUAUCAUGAAAAUAAGUUUAAUGGAUUAUUGUCCCAUUUUGAGCUCUGGUGAAACCAAUGGAGUUCUUGCCACAGACUUCAAGGGACUUCAGAUCAGGCUUUGAAAAAAUGUCCUAUUUCAUUUUUAAUAGAUCAUGAUGAUUGAGGUUUGUGGCAAUUUUGAAAUCAUCACCUAAAUGAUUAGUCUUUCUUACACCAGUUGUGGCAGCAAAUCCAAGCUGAUGAGUAUUUGAGCUGAGCAAAAGCUUCACCCUUUGCUCAGUGGUGUGCUUCAGUCCAAAAUUUAUCUCCUUGUCUUUCCGUGCCAGUUAUUAACUGUGAACUCCCCUCUAAGGCAGCAAUUCAUGGCAAAAGAGGCAUGGUCAGGUGAUAUUUUGGGCCACAGUACUAUUCACCAACAUGAACUGCUUUACCUGCAUGAGUGUUACUGGACUCACAGUGUAUAAAGAGAGGAGGAUGCCAAACAUUGUGUGGGGAACUGAGCUCCCUUUGCAGUACACAUGUGACCCUUCAGCUUAGCAAUAUGGAAAGGGCGGGGCUUUAAAAUCAUCAUACUUAGACCUGUUCAUGAUCCUGUCUCAUGUCAAGAAGCUCUUUCUGAGCAAGGUGGCCAUCAGAACUCACCUGGAUAUCACAAGCACAGCAAAUUCAAAGGCCUUACUGUCCUCUACGUGUCCUUUGUAAAAGAAUGAAACAUUUCUACCUGAACCAUGCUCAUUUGUUUGUUUGAAGCAUUCUUACUGUUUCAACUUUUGUUAAUCAAUAAGUUUCUGGUGAGAUAUCACAGUAAUACAAGCAAAGCAACUGUAAGAGGGAAAAAAGACUCUAUGGAAGAUCCCAAUGCUUUCUUCACCCUAUGGCUGGAUUUUGGAGAUACUUUUUUGAUCAUCAGCUUCAAAUAUUUUUUUUCUUUUUUUUUUUCUCGUUAAUUUAGAAACACUUAGUUGCUGUUUCAGUCAUUCUUCUGUCAUCACUUGGAAGAAAAUUCACGGUGGUUUGGUACCCAAAUCCCCUUGAAUUUCUUUUUAUCACGUGUCAGUUUGGGCUCAAAGAAAGUGGCAAAAAAUAUCAGCUAUCUUCUAGCCCAUGUUGUUCUGCAAGCUUCCUUUUGUUGUCCAAAUUAAAUUUCCCAUUUUCCCCUGAAUAUUCUGCUUCUGACAGCAGAUAUGAAACAUUGUGGUUUAUACUGUCGUGGAUAGAUUUAGUGUCUUCGUCAUGGAACAAGCUGCAAAUCCCAUCUAAUUUUCUUGCUGAUAGCAAGCAGUAAUGGUGUACCACUGGUGUCUAUUUUUCAGAGCAUGAGAAGAUCAAAGUGGUCCUCUUCAGCUGUAGGAUGAGUGAUAGUCUGUGCUGUCACAUUUCUAUUCCAGAGGAACAUUUUCUAGAGUCCUUUAGGCAAAUGACUGUUGUAUUAGAUCUUUCUCUCAGUUUCUCCACAAUUUUGCUGCUCGCUCAAAUGCCUUCAGGAUAAGGAGAUACCAACACAUGAUGAUGAGGGAAGAAUUAAUUCCUACUGUCAAUGUUGAAGACUGUGUUCCUGCUAGAAACUUUAUGGGUUUGCUUUGUUCAAAGGAACAACAAAGGAAAACAUACAGCAACAUGUCAAGGCUUUGAACUCUUGAACUGUAUUUGCCACCACUUCAAAGUCUCUGAAGCACUCCUUGAGUGUGUGUUAUGUUUUUUACCAAAGCCAAAUCUCUUGAGCACUUUUUUCUCUCCCAUGACCAGAUUUUGUUCCUAUUUUUCUUUGACUACAUGAUUGGCUAUGAUAAUAUUUCUUUUCUCUGAUGGUGGGGAGUCUCAAUCAUUCUUUGACCUUUUAUUUAUUUAAUUUUUCAGUAUGAUAUGAAUCAAAAUAAAUUUUUUAUUGUAAUCAAA
Molecule: messenger RNA, 5349 nt
Organism: Columba livia (rock pigeon)
Lineage: Eukaryota; Metazoa; Chordata; Aves; Columbiformes; Columbidae
Gene: ST3GAL1
Product: ST3 beta-galactoside alpha-2,3-sialyltransferase 1
Exons: 7
Coding region: 973-2001 (342 amino acids)
Biological process (GO): sialylation
Cellular component (GO): membrane
Molecular function (GO): beta-galactoside (CMP) alpha-2,3-sialyltransferase activity
Source: RefSeq, a predicted model, not a curated record